This is a messenger RNA of Penaeus chinensis, 888 nucleotides long. Its product is annotated as spidroin-1-like. NCBI's taxonomy places the organism in Eukaryota, Metazoa, Arthropoda, Malacostraca, Decapoda, Penaeidae. The record is from RefSeq and is a predicted model, not a curated record. The annotation marks the transcript as partial. The transcript is spliced from 7 exons.
GGGAGGUCAACCGGGAGGUCAAGGAGGAUAUGGAGGUCAAGGUCAACCGGGAGGUCAAGGAGGUUAUGGAGGUCAAGAUUAUUACGGAGGAGGUCAAGGAGGUUAUGGAGGUCAAGGACAAGGUCAAGGAGGUUAUGGAGGUCAAGGAGGUUAUGGAGGUCAAGGACAAGGUCAAGGAGGUUAUGGAGGUCAAGGAGGUUAUGGAGGUCAAGGACAAGGUCAAGGAGGUUAUGGAGGUCAAGGAGGAGGUCAAGGAGGAGAUAUGAUUUCCGGGCUCAUUGGAGGAUUUCUCGGAGGUGGUGGAGGAGGAGGAGGAGGACACCAGCAACAAGGAGGCGGCGGAGGAGGCGGAGGCGGAGGCAUGAACGACCUCAUCAGCGGAAUGGCUUCGAAUUACAUCGGAGGAAUGAUAGGCGGAGGUCAACACCAGAAUCAAGGUCACGGAGGUCACGGAGGAGGUGACCUUAUCUCCGGCAUGGCGUCUUCCGUUAUCGGGAAUCUUUUCAGCGGAGACUCAGGUGAAGCCACCAAACAGAAAACGGGAUUCGAUGAUAGAAUGGUCGCCGGCAUUGUGUCGAAUGUCGUCAGGGGAAUAAGAGGCCGGCCCCAGCUGCCCCAAGGCGAGGCCGACGGCGUGAAUGACGACGUGGUGGCUUCCGUGACCUCGUCUGUCAUCAAGGAGAUUGUCAGUCAGGACAGCGAGGGCAAAAUCUUGUCUUCGAACGACCCCAACGUGAACAGCUCCAUCGUGUCGAACAUCGCGUCCAAGAUCGUGCAGAAUAUCUUGACUGGAGGCGGAGGAGGUGGAGGAGGAGGUGGAGGAGGAGGAGGAAUGAGGAAUGACCUGAUCGCUGGAAUGGCGUCGCAGUAUAUCGGGAGUAUGCUCAG